AUGUCAGUUGUCGACGCGUUAUGUACCCCACAACGGAUCCAUCGUCGGAUGCCGAUGUUCAGAAGGCCAGAAUACCAAGUACCUGAAGAACGGCCAGAUGUUUACAGAUUCCAAUGCUUCGAUCAGGAUUCUUCUUAUUCUUUUCCUAAUAAUGUAAGUCAUUUUUGCUUUUUUUGUUAUUUUUGUGUUUAGGAGCUUUGAAUGGAGUUUGGUUGACUGAUAUUUGUGUUUGAACAGGCGUUUUUGGGGUGGAUAAUAUAAUUUUCUGUGAAUUUCGACGAUUUUUGUGUGGGGUUGGGGUGAAUAGAUACGGAAAUGGUUUGAUUUCGGUGUGAAGGGAUUUCUCAAAGUAUUGUAGUUGUUUAUUUUAUGAUUUUUUUUUGUUUUUACGGAUUUUUGGGAUUUAGGUAUCAAUUAUAAGUUUCGUCGUUUUCUUUAUGCUGCCUUGGACUCAUUUUCAUUAUAUUUGGUGCUCAAGGUGUAUCUUUAUGUUUUUAAUACCUAAAAUUAUAUUAUUAACUUUAAAUUUAUAAAAACCGAUCUGUGGUAAGACGUUCUCAUAAGUAUGACCUAGGAGAUGGAUAACAUUCUCAUUUUUUGCACUUUGCUUGGUGUUCUAUCUUGAGCUAUUGUUUACACAACGCACAUCAGAAGGCUAUUAUAUUCUUGUUCUGACCUCACUAAUUCCGCCUUCUCGCCCGCUUUUUCGGCUCGAUUCCGCAGGGAAAAUGAAAAAAUUUUGGAAUUUGCUGUUCUCUCAAGUUCCAUAAAGGUUUUUCGUUGUUUUAAAGCCGCUAACUGUGGAGUAAUUGCGGUUUCCGCUAUUUGUAAUUACAUUUUUGAGUUAUGAAGGGUUGGAGUUCAUUAAGAAUGUACUAGUUCGGACGAAAACAUGACUUUCUGAUGUUUUAGGUAUGAAUGACGUUUUUUUGCGAGUUUUUAAAAGUUUUUGGUAGUAUUUUGAAUCUUGCUGGGAUUUUAAUGAUGUAUUGGGUAUUUUGUAUCUAAUUUAAAUGUUUUACAAUAAAAUUUAUAUAAAAUGCUUAAGAAAUAGUGGCAGAAAACAAAAGGUAUCACCAAGAAAUUUUGAUACCUACAAGAAGAUCAAAACAUUUAAAAAAAUGGAUUUUUUUUUGUGAUAUCAACUUGAAGAUUAGAUAAUUUUUAACUGUUUCUGAACGUUUACGAAAAGUUUUGUUUGGUCAGUGUAAUAGAGAUGAUUAAUAUGAGUAGACUGAAGCUUCUGGAAUGUUUAGUGGUCACACGUUGCAAAAUGAGCCUUAAUUGUUUUAGCUGACGGUUAUAGCUUACAGAAGGGAUAAUUAAUGUGUUCUUUACGAUGUUUUGAUUAAAUUUAUAGUCAUAUUUAAGACCUUAAGGUCCAAUUAUGUUUAAGACUUCAAGGUUGGUCAACCAGUGGUUAUAUAGGAAAAAUUUAUGGCCUAAAAGAUUUUAGAAUUGAAUGUUUUGACCAGUAGUCUUUAAAAAUUUUAAUUUUAUAACAUUUUUGAUUGCUAUUUUGGAAUUUUUUGAUCAAACGAACUAUCUAUUGUCUUAUUGUUAUGAGGACACUUGACAUAAGUCUCUGAUCUGUCAUGUUCUCACACUCUUUACCUUCGUAACUUGAAGAGCCUCGAAUAAUACCGCUAUUCAUAAGAAGUGACCGCCAGCUUUUCGGAUCAGCUGUCUGGAAGAUCUUUUUUUUGUCAAAGCUGCGUAAGUAGUAGUGGUUGUUAGUGGGUUUGUAACUUGAGUAUUGAACUUGGAGUAUUCUGGUGGACUGUAUAGUAAUGGUAUUUUUGUACGAAAGGUUAGGUAGUUUUCGAAAUUGUUUUGAAAAAUAAAUGUAAAGAAAUACUUUAGAAUAGCUACUUAUUCAUAUGUUAUGAAAUAUGAAGAUUGUUUGGUAUAAACAAAGCGAUGCGAACAGUUAAAGUAAGAGGGAAUAAUGGCCAAGAAUGGGCCAAAUAUGAGCUAUUGACGCGUAAAAGUUUGUCAUAAGGCGUUUUCGGCCUAAAAUUGACAUUAAAACAAUGUUUUUAAGGACCAAACUAUAUUUUUCUUUACAUAAAAAUGAAUAGUAUAAUACUGACCACUAUUUAACUCCAGAAAAGUAAUUUUAGACCGAACGUUAACCCUUUUACUCAGGCAUUUCUCGGCCAAAUCCCGCUGCUUAGUGUCUUUUGGGCCAAAGGUCUUUUCCUCUGGCCAAGUCUCGUUUUUUCCUUCAGUUUCAGGGGCUUUUUCUGCCUUUUUAUGGCGACAAAAUCUGAAAUUUUGAUUUGGGAGCAAAUUCAGUAGGGAUUUGUGUCUGUUUUGGCUUCGAUUUUAAUUUGAUUUUGAUAAGAUUCUGGUGGAAACACGGUUAAUCGAUGAAUUUAGGGGAAAAUGGAAAUAAUUAGGGCUAUUUUAGGGGAAAGUAUUGAAAUUUAGGAAUGUAUCGGGGAAAAACUUUGGAUUUAAAAGGAUGGCAGGAUAGGAUAUGUUAAUUUGAACAAUUUUCAGCUGUAAUUUGUUAGCUUGAUUAGAUAAAUAGGUUGUAAAAUUGUUUAAAAUUUGUGUAAAAAGUAAUGAUAAACGGAUAUCUUAAAUUGAAAUUAGGAUAUUUGGAUAUAACGACGGUUAUAUGUCGAAAUCGUUGUUUUAAAUGACCUUUUAAUGGGGUUUUUUGUUUUUUUGGUUACGUAGAAACGAAAAUGCUCGCUUUUACUUCUUGAAUAGGUUUAUAUAGGGUUUUUAUAAGAGCUUUAAGAAUAUUAUAGGCUUAUUUUGAAGAUUAUUACGACUUAAAAUUUAAGCUAAUGUAUCUAAAAACAACUUUAUUUCAGUAGAAACCGAAUUGGUUUAACUGUUAUUGCCUAUAGAAUGAUUAUGAUAUCGAUAGGUGCCUAUGGAAUUGGUAUAAUGUUCAUACUUAUCACACCAAUCAAAAUAUUGACACUAGCUUAUUAUAAUAACAAUAAUAAGGACUGUUUUGAAAUGAAACCGUAUAGUAAUUUUGGUAUUCGAACUUUGAAUGUUGUUGCGAGGAUCUAUGAAUUCUGUUUUUGAGUGUAUAGUCGAUUUCUGUAUUAAGUCGAAGAACGUUAUUCUUCAUCGUACGGGAUUUCUAAGCGAUUUGCGGGAUAAACGGAGGUGUUUAUGGAGCGUUUACAGGAAGGAAGCGUUUAGGAACGAUCCCUUUUUGUUUUAUUCCGGACACGAAUCGAAUCCUUUUUAAUUUUAAAGUGGAACACGUAUAUUAUGGUAGCAAUAAAGACAAGACUUUACAUUUGUUUUAUUAUUACCAUAACAUUCUAUUAGAUCAAUGGAGGUCCUAAUAUUAGGUUGUGCAAAUAAUUCUGGGCCUUUUUGGAAAUUUGCGUUGAAAGUGGGCACAGAAUUAUCUGAACAAUCUAAUACUAAAUGAUUAGAAUAACGUUAGGGCUUGAAUUUUUUUGGAAUUUAGAAAAUUGUUAUGUUAACAAGGGUAAUUUGAAGUAGGUUUAGUUUUUUUUGACGGAAAUUACAGACUUUGAAGGCUGUAUUCACUUCUUCCUUCAAACAACAUCUCUUUGGAUAUUUAAGCCUUAUUUUACGCGAAUUACCAAGUUUAAUUAAACUUUUUUGCCCCACUUUUUGCAAACAAACCACAAAACCAACGAGAAUUCACGUGAAUCUCUUCCGAUCAGAAUACACCAUUUGAUAUACAUCAAGAGAUGCAUCAAAUUCGAACGAACUAGGAAUGUUCGCAAGCCUUUUGAUAAGCGCCAUGUUAUUGUAACGUCUAUUUGUGGACACGGUUUUGAGUGAGGGAAUUGGGGUUAGAUGGACGCUGGAGAUAACUAAUUUGUAAGGGCAGUUAGUUCGUUUUUCCCGAAUUAAACUGACAGCCAGUUCAAGGUCGGUGGUUCGUUUUGUUCGAUUUUAAUGUUGUCAUGGAGACGGAUAUGAAUAUAUAUAUUUAUUCUGAGUGAUAAACGGGAGUUUGAUGGGAUUUUGAUUAGCGUGGAAGAAUAUAUGUAAAGAAAGGUAAAAAUAGCAUAAUGGAUAAUUGGAUGGGUUUGUGAAAUUGCGACAUAGAGCUUUUUUAAAGUAUUACGUUGUUCAACUAAUUCUGUGCUCUCUCUUAAUCUUCAUGGUUAGUGGCACAGAAUCAUUUGAGCGUCUGAGUAGAUUAUUCAUAAAGUAAAAAAACUGUUUAAAAAAAGCCUUUUCUAUUGUAAAACAUUUGGUUCAUAUAUACCUAAAUUUCAAAAUUCAACUUUCUGUUUUUACUCAAAAUUCUGUAAAACCCUAAUUCGGUCAGCAAAUCGAACACCUUUAUGCUUCAAUGAUCAAAAAUCGGUUUAUUCUUGCUCAAAUACCUAUAUCUACAUUGACUUUCCGAAUAAUUUAUAUAAAACAAGAUUUUUAAAUGAAGUAUCAAUGAGUUAUGUUUUAAUAGGUGGAUUUAUUUGUUUUUGAUCUUUGAAUCAGUUCAAUAUUCUGACCAAUUUAGGGUUUUCUGAAUUUUGAAUAAAGUUAAAAGGCAAAAAAAUGGUUUUCGAAAUUUACGUUUAAAUCGAAUGUUCUACAAAAAGACUUAUUUUUAAAAUUUUUUUUAAAUUCAUUUUAAUAUAAUUUAAAAAAAGCUCUAUUUUACAUUGAAACAUUCAUACAAUCACGCAAUAUGCCAUUCUUUUACUUUCUUUACAUAAUAUUUCCCCGCUAAUCAAGAUCCCAUCUAACUUCCGUUUAUCACUCGUUUCUACAAUAUUAACUGAUUUUACAUUGUUUUUAUAGAUUUACGUCUGGUUUUUUACAGAAUUCUUUCUAACUUGGUCUCCACAAAGUUAAUCUCUUGUUUUUGCAGUUUAAAAAAUAUUUUUCACAGCUUUUUCGAAUCAAACAUUAGUUUUUUAAUGCGCUUUUGUUAUGCACAAGAUUGCAAUAGAACUUCUAAAACUUUACCUCUCAUGACCAUCUUCAACCUCAGAAUCCCGCACUUUCGUAGAGAAGAAUGCACGAACUCGUUCAUUCGAUCUCGAGUUCGAUUAAAGGUUCUUUUCUUUUUUUUGUUUAAAGGCGCGUAAACCCAUUUCCGAAUACUUUGCUUUAAAGCGUUAGCGGGCGGAUGAGUCAACUCGUGAGGUCGCUUACUUUUGGUGGCGAGGAAUUAACGCAAGCGGUUUUAUUGAAAUUUUGAGAAUUUUUUAAAAAAUUUGUGUAAAAUUGAUUUUUUUUUAAUUUUAAAAUAUUGUUAUAAAAUAUGCAAAAAAGUUUUAGUUUUUUACAGAGAACAGAGUUUUAAGUUUUUUAUGCUGUUUUGAACCCUAUUUUACUAUUGCAUACCUUUAUUUAUUUAUAGUUUUACAUUGCCAUUUAAUUACUAAGCGUGUUGUUACCUAAAAUUAUAAAAAAACAAAAUUCUGUAUGUUUUAGGAUAAAAUGACCAUGCUUGAUGAGAACAUCGAGCAAACACGGCAGUGUUGUCAAGGUCUAGAAGCGUUGAGGAAGGAUAUUGAACUUUCGAAAGAUCAAACGGCUCAAGAUUCGUCGAUCGACGACGAAUUGAGACGAGAAAAGUUGAACAAAUACAAUGAAGAGCUGGCUAGGCUGGAUACUGGAAUAUUCGAUGCUAAAGUAGGUGUUUUGGUUAGAUUUUUUAUGAUUUUAGAGUUGAAACUUAUGGAAGAACCGAAGCUUUGCCUUAUUGAGUUGUCUUAACUAGUUUUGGAGGUCAUCUUUAUUUUUUAAAAGUAUUUCUGGACCUAAAAUUGUUAGGGUUUUUGUUGUUUUAGGUUAUAUCUAUUUUUUUUGAUUUUCUAUACAACAUGAUAGUUUUUUACUACUUAAAAAUAUGCUAUUUCAGUUCAACAUGGACUUGUUUAUCUACAUAAAAGCUCUAGAAGCUGACAAACACAAGAGCGCAGCCUUGAACAAACGCCUAAGGGAAGAGAACGCUUGGCUACUUGAAGAGCUGACCGCUUCUCAGAAGAAAUCCCAGAAGUUGGACCUAGAAAUAAUAGACUUAAAGCAAGAUCUUGAAAACUUUAAAUAUCUUCAUUCGCUGGAGAAGUUUGACGAUUCUAAAGAUGACUUUGACUCUGGUAGAGGCACCGAUAUCUUCGAAAGUCGACCGCUUAGUCACACAAGGACAAUGCAAGAGCUGGGCUUUGAUCCGGAGGAAGAAGAAGGCCAGGAGAAUUCGAAUCAGCUCAACGUACACUCUCCAACUAAUUCUUUGACUACAAGAAGCUCACAAAACGAUCUUAUGCUACAUUCCGGAGUGACGUCGGCUUCGAUUAGUGCUUUGGACGAUGCUCCAACCGACUUGAAGAACUUGUACUUUAUGGUAGGUUUUACAUUUUAUUGUAGAUGGCAUUUAAAGCGUUUUUGUUGUUAAGAAUGUUAAUAUUUUAGUUUUUUUUAUGAAUUAAAAAAAGUGAUUAUUUUUAGGUAAAUCAACUAUUGGCACAAGGAAACUUUGAUUCAGCAACCCUGGCUACUAAGAAGUAUAUGGAGAGAGUAAAGAAGGACAAAGGAGAUAAGAGUGCUGAUUACGCUUCUAUUCUCAACCUGUUUGCUACAAUUUAUAAGUAAGUUUUUGUGGAUUUUGUUUUUUUUUUAUUUUUAGCUAACACUUUUUGGUCAAUUAUAGAUUCAAAUAUUAAUUUUAACUUAAAAAACUGUAUUUCCAUGUCGUUUUGGAAAUGUAAUCAGGUGCUACACGUCAUGCCAAAAGAGGAAAUAAAGACAGAGUGACAUUUCGUGUAAAAAACGAUGCGAAGUGUGAAAUUCUAUUUUUUGUAAAAAAUUGUUUGAAAUUAAGCGGUCGGAAUUUUGAAAAUGAAAUUCGUUUGUAGUAAACUUGUAGUGUGAUAUCUGGACGAUUCUUUGACGGAUCAAGACCAGUUUGGCCUUCAAAGAACCGCCGCAACAUAGCGAUUUUUUUAAUAUUUGUUACAGCUCAAAAUUUGAUUUAUUUUAACUAUUAUUUGAUAAUUUCACACGUUUCGUUCAACAUUUUAAAUAUUUAUUUUAUUUUUUGAAUCAAUAUUUGAGACUUUUGAGUUAACGAAAUGCCACGGCCACCUUAGUUUCAUUUUUCUUUUAUUUCGGCAUGAUGUGUGCUACGACAUUGAAAUUAUUUUUUUUAUUUUUAGAGAACAAAAGAAGUUCAAAGAAGCUGUGAUUUUCCUAAAACAAGCUCUAGCAAUCCGCGAAGCGAUAUAUGGAGAAGAAUCAGCAGCAGUCGCUUGUACUCACAGCACCAUUGCAGUAUUAUUCGGACGAAUGAAUCGAUUUGCUGAUAGUGAAAAGCACGCUCAGAAGACAGUCGAUUUGAGGAAAAAGAUCCAAGGAGCAGAUCACACGGACGUGGCCAAAUUCUUGACGACUUUGGGAACGGCACAGCUGAAUCUCAAGAAAUACAAAGAAGCUGAAGCCAGUUUUCAACAAGCGACUGACGUUUACGAAAAGAAGACUGGGCCAAUUGAGACAUUGACGUUGAAAAGCAAAACUCAACUUUGUCAGGCGUUGAUCAAGCAAGGAAGGGUUCAGGUUGGUUUUUGCAUUUGUGUGUACUAAAAAUGAGUUUUUAAAGAUUUUAGGUAACAAAAAGAAAUUUUUUUGGAAUUUUAAGUAACAGAAAUACUUUUUUUUAGUUUUAUGUAUUGAAAUAGUUUCUUUGAAUUUUAGGUAACAAAAAUCUUUUUUUUUAAUUUUAGGUAACAAGUGGUUUUUUUUCGAAAUUUUUUACUCGAAGUUUGAUUUUUAAGUCUUACUUUUAUUUUUUUCAGGAAGCCGAGGUCAAGUACCGUGAAAUGAUAAGCACGGCUCAUCAACGAAAGUACGGCGCUUCGACUUCAACGCAAAUGAUUCUGAACGUAGCUGAAGAUCGUGAAGUGAAUAAACGAAAAGAUCCUUCAAUUGAUGACGAACAUGUGAAACGAUGUGUACAAGUUGUGAAGGAAGCUCCAGGAAUACUACCGGCUAUUAAAGCAAUGGCCAGUAUUUACAGAAGGGAGAAGAAGUUCGACGCUGCUUCAUUACUAGAUGAUGUGGCACAUAGGGCUAGUAAAGAGGUAAGGGUUUUUGAGAUUGGAUGUGGGGGCUAAUAAUAAGGCAGAAUCAUAACGUUAAAGUCAUAUGAGUAAUUUGAGAGUCAUCAUGAAUUAUAUAAGUGUUUAUAUUUGUAUUUUUGAAAUUGAAGUUUGAAACGUCAAUUUAAAUUUUUUUUAUUUAUUUUUCAAAAUUCACUCGUAAAGUCAAUUUAAAUUAAAGGUUUUGAAAAUAUGUAUAGAUAAGUAUUGUAUAUUUAGGUAACAAAUUGUUUGCUCUUUAAUUUUUGGAACUUAAGUUAUAAGUUUAGAUAACAUUUUAAAAGUUUUAAAGCCUUGAAGCAAAGAUUUUUGAUUUUUUAUCAGAAAAACUUGAACCUACAUGUAGGGAAAGCUGAGAUAGUUAUAGCAAAAGUGAUAUUUUACUUUGAAAAAUAUUGCAAUUUUAAAAGUUUGGUGUGUGAAACAAAACGUCCUUUUCUAGUUGUUAAUUUGACUCAACUUGCGUGAUUGAAUUUGAUUUGCAGUUAUCAAAUGUGAACGAGGAAGCACGUUUGAAUCGUUUGAUGGACAUUGAGAAUAUGAUUAUGAAUAGUUAUGACUCAUAAAGGUAGACAUAAGUGUAGUGAAAGUACACGUAGAUGUAGUAAAGUUUUUAGGUGUGGUAAAGUGCAGGUAGAUGUUUUAGGUUGUUCAAAUAAUUCUUUGUUUCUUAAGCCUGAAAAUUUGCUUUGAGAGGGGGCACAGAAUUAGUUGAAUAACUUAAUAGUAAACUUGAUUACAUAUGUAGUGAAGCUGAGGUAGACGUAGUAAAUGUGGCAUUUUUGCUUUUUGAUAUUAAAAGUUUGGUGUGAUAUAUACAAUAUGGCAUAGACUGCAGCACGGUACAUACGUGGUAGGUAUACUGCUUAUUUAUAUCGUAUCAAACUUUGCUACAGUAAAUUUUGGUAGGAUAUUCUGUAGUAUCUUAUAAAAGUGUGAGUGCGUAUGGCUUGAAAUGCGUGUUGUGGAGCUAUUUUAAUAUUGUUUUUGGUUAUGUAGGUAUUAUUUUGUGAUAUAUCAAACAGUAAUUUCAAUGUUAUCGUAAUCAACUCUGUCUUUUGUAGCAUGAAAGUGAAUAUUUCAGACCAAGAACAACUAUCAAGUGGCAUCAAUGGAGACUUCAACCAUCUCAGACGCGAGUAAUGGACAGUAG
Messenger RNA from Bursaphelenchus okinawaensis, 9219 nucleotides. The record is from the annotation of a GenBank genome assembly. Lineage: Eukaryota; Metazoa; Nematoda; Chromadorea; Rhabditida; Aphelenchoididae.